Athene cunicularia (burrowing owl) is the source of this 1274-nucleotide messenger RNA. RefSeq names its product 2'-5'-oligoadenylate synthase-like protein 2. Gene Ontology annotation, biological process: defense response to virus; regulation of ribonuclease activity; negative regulation of viral genome replication. Lineage: Eukaryota; Metazoa; Chordata; Aves; Strigiformes; Strigidae. The record is from RefSeq and is a predicted model, not a curated record. Gene Ontology annotation, molecular function: 2'-5'-oligoadenylate synthetase activity; double-stranded RNA binding. The transcript has 7 exons. Gene Ontology annotation, cellular component: cytosol; membrane; nucleoplasm. The coding region runs from base 156 to 1274 and encodes 372 amino acids.
UAACUUCCCGGUGGUGACGCCAUCGGGGCGGUGGCCCGGGAAGGUUUAAAAGCUGCUGCAGGCAGGAGCAGGCAGAGAGACAAUUGUAGACAAGACCAAGCGGAGGGUAAGCAGCAAGUCAGGAGAGGGUAGAGGGAGUGACCACACCUUGCAGGAUGAACGUGGGGCAAGUGACAUCCAUAAAUGGGCUGAGGAUGGUGUCUGCCAACGAGCUGGACCGCUGGAUCGCAAAGACCCUGGAGCCCAGCCCAGCUUUCCGCAGCCAGGUGAAGCAGACGGUGAAGCAGAUCUGUGACUUCCUCAAGGAGGACUGCUUCGAGACCAACAUCCGUGUCCACAAGACCGUCAAGGGUGGCUCAGCGGGCAAGGGCACAGCCCUGCAGAACAACUCCGAUGCCGACGUGGUGCUCUUCCUCAGCCACUUCUCCAGCUACAAGCAGCAGAAACAGGAGAGAAAUUAUAUCCUGGAUUUGAUCAAGAGGAGGCUUCAUGUCUGCAGAGAGACCCUGACGUUCACAGUGACCAUCAGCAAGCCCCAGUACAGAGGUCCCAGCAAUACACCGCGCUCUGUCAGCCUCACUCUUGGCUCCAGGACAAGCCCAGAGACCAUCAAGGUGGACAUCCUGCCCGCCUACGACGCCUUGGGUCAGGUGGGCCGGGAUCCCCGGCCAGACAUGGAGGUGUACGUGGGGCUCCUGAAUGCCGGAGGUGAGCCUGGGGAGUUCUCCCCCUGCUUCACUGAGCUGCAGAAGAAAUUUGUGAAGCGUUACCCUGUCAAGCUGAAGAACCUCCUGCGCCUGGUUAAGCACUGGUACAAGGAGCUGCUGAAGCCACGGUACUGCGGUGCAGACUUGCCCCCCAAGUAUGCCCUGGAGCUGCUGACCAUCUACGCCUGGGAGGAGGGCACAGGCUCCUGCAACUCCUUCGUCAUGGCUGAGGGUUUCCGAACAGUGCUGGAGCUGCUGUGCCGGCACCGGGAGAUCUGCAUCUACUGGGAGAUGUACUACUCACUCCAGCACGUCCAGAUUGGCGCCCACAUCAAAAACCUGAUGAUGCACAGUCGCUGCCCCAUUAUCCUGGAUCCUGCAGACCCCACAGGGAUCCUGGGCAAAGACACACGUUGGGACCUGAUGGCACAGAAAGCUGCCGAAGACCUUUUACUGCUGCCCUGUGUCAAUACUGCCCGGCCCUGGGAUGUGGAGCCGGGCCCGGGCAGCCUGUGCCAGCUGAGCCGCUCCCGCGCGCGCGUGGUGCUGAUGGUGGCAAUGGGAUAG